Molecule: messenger RNA, 2037 nt
Organism: Funneliformis geosporum
Lineage: Eukaryota; Fungi; Glomeromycota; Glomeromycetes; Glomerales; Glomeraceae
Source: the annotation of a GenBank genome assembly
AUGGUGUUUGUUGGGCUUACAUUUGGUAUUUUCUUGGCCGCAUUGGAUCAAACUAUCGUUGCUACUACUUUAUCAGCAAUCGCUGUUGAAUUCUCGGUGCUCGAUCAAAUUGAGUGGGUCGGAACUGCAUAUUUGCUUACUGCGACUGCAUCUCAACCCACGUACGGAAAAUUCGCGGACAUUUUUGGUAGAAAAAUGACUUUUUUAAUGGCGAUUUUCUUAUUUGAAAUUGGGUCACUUAUUUGUGGACUUGCACCAAACAUGGUGACUCUAAUCAUCGCACGUGCUAUUUCUGGAGUAGGAGGCGGCGGUAUCUUUGGGUUGGUUUUUAUUAUUAUUGCCGAUAUAGUUUCAUUGCGAGACCGUGGAAAAUAUCAAGGGAUGAUUAGUGGUGUUUUUGCAUUUGCUUCGAUCGUUGGACCAUUUCUUGGAGGCGCGUUUACCGAUUCGAUAACUUGGAGGUGGGCAUUUUAUAUAAAUCUUCCAUUCGGUGCCGUGACUGUUACUUGUGUGGUAUUUUUCCUCCAUUUGCCACAUCCAUCAGGAUCAAUCCUAGAAAAAAUAAAAAGAAUAGAUUGGUGGGGAACAAUAGUUCUAGUUGGCUCAACGGUAGCAAUAUUAUUGCCGUUGGGUUGGGGAGGAAGUAAAUAUGAAUGGAAUUCAUCACUCAUUAUAGUUUUAUUGUGCGUUGGAGUUCUAGGGUUUAUUGCAUUCGCGUUCGUGGAAAGACAUAUUGCAGUUGAACCAAUCGCUCCUGGACGAUUGUUUAAGAAUAUUACGGUCGCGGCGUGUUUCGGAGUAAAUUUUUUCCAGGGAAUGGCAUUCUAUGGAUUGAUUUAUUUUAUUCCUUUAUUCUUCAAAUUUGUAAGAGGCGUUUCAGCUACACAAGCAGGACUAGAAUUAUUACCAUUUAUUUUAGGAGUUGACUUUGCAUCAAUAGUUGCUGGACAAUUAGUAUCACGUACAAAUAAGAUUUCAUAUAAAAUAAUAUGUAUCGUAGGUGGUAUAUUAAUUAUGAUUGGAGCUGGAUUGACGAGUAUUUUUAACGAGUAUAGCUCGAGAGCGGAAUUCGUCGGAUAUUUGUUAAUUGGAGGCAUUGGCAUAGGCUGUAUAAUGCACAUCACCCUUUUAGCUUCACAGCAAGUUGUGGGUUAUAGAGACAUCGCUAGCGUUACUUCUUUACUUUCUUUCUUUAGGACAAUUGGAGCGGUAUUUGGCUUAGCUAUUCUUGCUACAACUUUCGACAACGAAUUAAAUAGAAAUUUGCCAAAAGAAUUCCAGAAAGCUGUUGGAGUUUAUAAAGUGUUUGGAGAAGAUUUAAAGCAUAUGCCCGAAAGUGAUAGAAAAAUUAUUAAGCAUGCAUUUGUGUUAUCAUUGAGUCCCGCAUUUAAAGUUAUAAUUGUGAUGGGAGCAUUGGCCACGAUUUCUGCAUUAUAUAAUUGGUUACGACGAUAUACAUAUUGGGGAAAUCCCUUAACUUGGGUAGAAAAUUAUCGCAGGAAAAAUACCAUCGAUGAAUGUUACAAUUCUUUGGGCGAAGAUAUGGCUUACUUUUACGGGUUUUUCAUAAAGAUAACUGGUAGAAUUAUAGAACCGGAAGCACACCGUGGCCACAGUUUGCGAAAGCUUCUAGUCAGAAUGAGCACACUCUGUUAUGAUUACUCGGCAGAACCCCAUGCGGACCCGACUUUCGCCGGCAAGUCUCUCCCUUGGGCUGAGAUGGGGUGCAUCCACAAAGAUUCGGUGAAGUCGAAAAUAUGCAUCGAAAAAACUAUCAAAGUUGGAAGCAAGUUUGUUCAAGUAGCAUUUGGAGAGGUAAUUGGAAAUGCUGUCAAACGUGAUGGCAAGAAAUAUAAUGAUGAUAAAGAAAAAAUGCUUAAAGGCUCCAGGUCUCGAAGAUUUGAAUUACUCGUAUAUAGAAAAGAAUUUUUAUGUAUUCGAUGCAUUGGGUUGAUGGGAUAUCUCAUUGAUCAAUUUAAUAGAUUUACGAUUUCUGAUACAUCACCAGAUCUAGAGAAUAUAUCCGAUAUCAAAUAA